AAGAUAUUGGUACGCCUGACAAUUGUUGGUAAUGUUUCUCAAUCUCAAGUCAUCAUAUUCCUGAGAAAAGAUAUAUAGUAUUUUGUGGAAAAUGCAAAAUUUUUAUUUAAAUAGAUGAUUAUAAUUGAAAAUAAUAUUAUAAUCGACAUUAAAAAAAAAUUAUUACUUACUAAUCAUGCCUAAAAAAUUUGUUGGCGAAAACAGCAAAGCUGUAGUAGCUCGCGCUCGAAAAGCUGCUGUUAAAGAAGCUGAAAAUACAAGAAAAGCUCAAGAAGCUGAAGAUAGAGCAUGGAAAGAUGACGAUAAACAAUUAUUAAAAAAGAAACAAAAACAGGAAGAAACAGAGAAAAAACGUCAAGAACAGUUACAAAAGAAAGCAGAGGUCAAAGCGCUUUUAGAAAAGGAAAUAUCUUCCAUUAAAGUCGGUGGAAAACAACCUUUGGCAAAAGUCACUCGAGCUGAAAUAAUGGCAGAAACUGAAAAACGUAAUCAAGUGGUAAUGAAGAAAAAAGAAGAGGAAAAACCAAUUGAAGAAAAUUUGAAUAGAAUUAUUCUUGAGGGUGAAACAGCACAUGGAAUUGACGAAGCACUUUCUGUAUUGAGUGUAAAAUCCCCCGAAGUGGAUAAACAUCCCGAAAGAAGAAUGAAAGCAGCAUACACUGCUUUUGAAGAGAAAAUGAUGCCAAUAAUAAAAGAUCAAAAUCCAACAUUAAGACUUAGCCAAUUAAAACAAAUAUUAAGAAAAGAAUGGAUGAAAUCUCCGGAAAAUCCACUUAAUCAAAGACUUAUUAAUAGCUAACUAUUGUGCAUAUAAAAACGACUGAAUUUUCUUAUUUUGAAAUUAUUAUAUUGACUCAGGUUAUAUUAUCCUAAGGGAGUAAUUUUUAAAUAAUUUAAACUCAUUUUUUUUUUUUCUUUUGUAAAUUAAUAAUUUAUUACUCGGUGCUGUAAAGUCAAUAUACACUUUGGUACAACCGUG
Leptopilina boulardi is the source of this 979-nucleotide messenger RNA. Its product is annotated as coiled-coil domain-containing protein 124. Gene Ontology annotation, molecular function: transcription coactivator activity. The transcript has 4 exons. Lineage: Eukaryota; Metazoa; Arthropoda; Insecta; Hymenoptera; Figitidae. The record is from RefSeq and is a predicted model, not a curated record. Gene Ontology annotation, biological process: transcription by RNA polymerase II. Gene Ontology annotation, cellular component: nucleus. The coding region runs from base 176 to 799 and encodes 207 amino acids.